Chilo suppressalis (striped riceborer) is the source of this 1253-nucleotide messenger RNA. The record is from the annotation of a GenBank genome assembly. NCBI's taxonomy places the organism in Eukaryota, Metazoa, Arthropoda, Insecta, Lepidoptera, Crambidae.
CAAAAUGGCUGACUAUCAUCUGUCCUUCGCUUGAUCUGCUUGCAUCUGUGAUAGUCGAGGCUCCAUAGAAAAAUAAUAUUGUUCGUUAUCUUCGUCUUUGAUGUAGAAUCUGUGCCCAAUUUUUAGUAUAGCGAUGAACGAAAAUAACACAUUUUACUGUUCGUUCGUAAGCAAUCAUUACAUAGUCUGUGAAUGUGGCGAGGCCUAUGAGAGUGAGGACGCCCUGAGGGAACAUUUGGUCAAAGACCGCUUGAGACACCAACAAUUGAUAGAAAGCAAGGAAUUAUUAGUUCUCAACGAGUACAGAUGUGGGACAUGCGAUGAAAUCUUUGAUACAGAGGAAGAAUGCCUCGAACAUCAGGAGUCGUCUCAUCUGCCUCACCUUAAAGUAGAAGCUAUAAAAGCAGAAAUAAAAGAAGAAAAAGAGGAUAUUGAGGAAUUCAUCCAAGAUGCCGAAGAGAUUGACCUCACCGGGUAUAUGUUUGUCCCGAGGGAACAAUAUAUUAACACAACUUUCCGUAUGCGAAGUCGGCAAAGUAAGAUCAAGAAAGAAGUGGAAUCGCCUCCAAAGUCGAGACAGGUGUACCAUUACAAAAAUGUCAUAUGCGAAGUCUGCGGCAAGAGAUAUGCGUCUAACGCAGCACUUCAGUACCACCAGAGGGUGCAUUCCGGGGUGCGACCUUACCCCUGCAUGUAUUGCCCCAAGAGAUUCACUAUGCGACUAUUCCAACAGAUACAUAUGCGAAUUCACACCGGAGAAAAACCAUAUCAAUGCGAGAACUGCCCCAAGGCUUUCACUAACAAGGCAGCCCUCUUGAGACAUGAAAGGGUACACACUGGAGAAAAACCCUUUGUUUGCCCCAAAUGUGGCAAGGCCUUCUCGCAGUCCAAUUCGAUGAAACUGCACGUGCAUACGGUGCAUUUAAAAAUGCCCGCCCCUUACAAAUCUAAGAAACGGAAAACUAAAGAGGAAAUUAAUAAAGGAAUGAAGGAAGAUGAAAACCCAGUUCAGCUACUUACGUUCACAAAUGAUGAAUUUAAAACCGAAGAAUGUGUCACCACAGACAACGAAGUGUACUACUGCGUCGAGGUGGCAACACUGGACGACUUGAAUAUGAGAUAAAAUAACUGGCAACAUUUCUUGCUCGAUUGACUUAGACUGUGUUUGUUAAUUAUGUGUCCCGUUUCAAGUUUAUUGUAAAAAAAAACGCCCCAAAUUUAUUUGAAACAUUAAAUUAUUUUUAAAAGCUUUA